Molecule: messenger RNA, 1052 nt
Organism: Symbiodinium necroappetens
Lineage: Eukaryota; Dinophyceae; Suessiales; Symbiodiniaceae
Source: the annotation of a GenBank genome assembly
GACAACGGCACGGUGGCCUUUGAACGAGGCGGGCCUGCACCUCACUACGUGACGCAGCCCACACGAGAGUUCCACGCUGACGGCAAAGCCUUUGCAAUGGAACGGGACAUGACCUGGACAGCUACGACGGAUGUGCUAAAAGAGUUGCACGUUGUCGCCUACAACACCCGGACGCUGCAUUCCGUCUCUAGAGCAGUGGCACUCCAUGCCAUUGACCGCAGCCACGGAACCAUCAAGAUCCAAAGUAUCGGCACCGGUUACCACGCAGGUACCCCGGACGGCGAGAAGCUAAUUGACCUGGCCUUCGGGAAGACUACAUAUGCGCUGAAGAUUCGCCCGGCAUGGCUGCAGCAGAUACUCGCAGGAACGAAAACGGUCGAGCUCCGAAAGAAGCCAUGCCCAACCUACCUAGAGACACACGCCAUCAGCCUGAUGGAGACAGGGAGUAGGCUUAUUCGCGGCACGGCCGUCGUCAAGGCGCUCAACUACGACGCUGACAAAACCUAUGCGUGGACCCUGCAGGUGCUGUGGUCUGGCUACGACGUGAGCACUGCCUGCGCAUGGCUCGCAUGCCUGAAGAGCAUACAGGCCGUCUUUGUGAUGACCAGGAUUACGCUCGUACACUGUCUAGAAGGAGACUGGGGCGCCUCGAUGCGACAGAUGCUGACAGCAGAGGAGCUCCUGGUGCUGCUACAGCUAAAAAGAUCCCUGCCCAUGAGGAACCUUGACUGGGCACUCCGGCUCCAAGCGGACGUGGCUGCCUUGCGGACAAUCAUGGCUUCCCUGCAGAGCACUCAACUGCGCUUUCCCGGCUUCUGCUGUCCGGUAACUGUCGAAUUCGGCAAAGCCUGGACUCCACAAAGUUCUGACGACCCACUGCAGACCCUGGGAACGGUCGAACACCUGCUGCAUUGGAUGGAGGACUUCGGCUUAGGAGGCUACACACCCAGUGAAGCGGUGCUCGUCAUGAAUGCCUGGCCCAAGACCACCAGGGAUGUGGGAGCCGCCCUCAGCGAUUUCUUGACCGAAGCACAUGCCGAGUUCUUCUACAG